This is a messenger RNA of Momordica charantia (bitter melon), 752 nucleotides long. RefSeq lists its product as uncharacterized. NCBI's taxonomy places the organism in Eukaryota, Viridiplantae, Streptophyta, Magnoliopsida, Cucurbitales, Cucurbitaceae. The record is from RefSeq and is a predicted model, not a curated record.
UAAUUUUUUUAUUUUUAAUUUUAAUUUUCAAUUGGCUUUUCGAUCAGAUGCCUUGGAGUUGGCGCCGAAUGCCCUAAAUCAGCCAUUGUCGAGUGCUCGUUCCGAUCAGAGGAUGAAUGCAACGUUGAAUUCUGGAGUUGUUUUCUCUGAAGACAUUGCCGAUGAAAGUGAUUCCGAUGCGAAUUCCGCUGAAGGAUCGGAUUACUACGAGCCAAUCGCGGCCGUUGAUGAUGAAGAAUCCGAUGACGCUGGAUCAGAGGACGAAAUUCACAGCUCCGAUACUCAUUUGCAGCAUUUACCCAACGGUUGUCGUGUGAAUCAAGUGGAGAACGCAGUUUCGUCUCUUAGGCUGAACGAGGAUGAGGAUGAGGAGAGGAUGAGGAAGGCUUCUGAUUCGGCGAUAAGGAUGGCGUUUAGAGAGGAUGAGACUCGGAGGAACGCGCCGCUGUCACCGGAGAAUGCGAUGAGGAUCAUGGAGGCCAUGCGCGGCGUCUCGUUUGGCGGCGUUGCUCCAGAUUGGACUCGGAUUGUUUCUGAGGACCGUUGGAUUGAUCAGCUUCGAAGGCUUAGGCAAACGCCCAGCUCUCCCAAUAAUUUCGGAAACUGAGAGAUGAACCUCUUUCUCAUUUCAAAUUUCAGAUCCCAGUCUUCUUCUUCUUCUUCUUCUUUCUUUAGUUUGUUACCGAAUUUUCCCAUGACUCUCAGUUUUCCUCAUGAAUAAAAACAAUCCUUCUGGGUUUUAGUUCACAAAA